This is a messenger RNA of Meira miltonrushii, 885 nucleotides long. RefSeq lists its product as uncharacterized. The record is from RefSeq and is a predicted model, not a curated record. The transcript is spliced from 2 exons. Lineage: Eukaryota; Fungi; Basidiomycota; Exobasidiomycetes; Exobasidiales; Brachybasidiaceae. Bases 1 to 885 code for a protein of 294 amino acids.
AUGUCUUUCAGAAACCCUCUAUUCUUCUCUCUUUGUAUCGGGCUUUGCUUGUGCCUGCCAUCUUUGAAUGGUAAUAGGUACCAUUCUGCGGAUGAGCUAGUAGACCUGAUUCAGUACAAGCCGCUAGCAAAGGGAAGAAGAGAUGCGCAACCGUUGCACCUCUCUGAUGGUGCAUUCGCAAGUUCUGCGUACGGAGGACGAGAUUGGCUUCGAAAGCGUAGCACAUUGGCAAGAACUUUACCAGAACAAGAUCAAAAGGCACUUAAAGCAGCUGAUUUGUUUCUUAGCACUGAUCAUAUCUCACUUGAGCAAGCAAUGAAGAAGUACAAUGUUUCGAACAAGAGUUCUUCCAGCUCACACGGUUCUACAGUUUAUAAUCCUAGCCCUUCUGGAUCUAGCGCAAGCUCUCGUACUCCAGACUCCAGCGCUCACGGUGAAUCUCUUAAAGUACGCCCUUUCUCUCAAGCUGUUCUGCAUCGAGGCACUUCAAAAAGGCCAGCAAAGUAUGAGACAAAGGAUCAAUUCAUUGCACGCCAUGCAGAAAGCUUGAUGAAACAAGGUCAUACCGAACGUAAUGCGAUUACAAUGGCAAAGACUAAAGUUGAUCAAAGAAAUCACAAGAAAGCAAAUAAUCUCGCUACUUGGCGUCAUCUAGCAGAUACAGAUCCUUCUCUUGCCCGUCAAAUGUCAAGCAGAGUACCUACAAGGUUAGGUGCUGCGGAUUAUAUUCCACUUAGAGCGCAUCAAUUACAUCAUUGGGGAAAAGCAAAAGGUAUGGAAGAGGCAACAAAGAUGGCGAAAGCAGAAUCUCAAAAAGAAGUCGAGCGCAAAGCUCAAUCACAUUUGAAAUUGAAAGCUUUACGCAACCAAAAGGCAAAACAUUAA